Ectocarpus sp. CCAP 1310/34 is the source of this 3087-nucleotide messenger RNA. Lineage: Eukaryota; Phaeophyceae; Ectocarpales; Ectocarpaceae. The record is from the annotation of a GenBank genome assembly.
AUGGGUCGUGCGGUGGUCUUCUGGAACUCGUACACGAUGCACGUCCUGGCCCGGCGGGACGGCCACGCGGCCACCGUGAGGCACUGCCUGGUGGACGAUCGUAGCGAUCGCGUCAUCACCAUCUCUGCCGACAAGGCCGUACGCUGCUGGGACAGCGCCACCUUCCGCUGUAUUCAGAGUUUCAAGGACCACCGCAUGCACCGGCCUGACGAUACGAUAACGGCCGCUCUCUGGGACCACAGCCGAAGCUCGCUCGUAGUCGCCGGCAGCAGGCUAGGCGUGUGGAAAAACAAGGGAGCCAUACAGUCCAGCAAGCAUUCCCACGAGGCGCCGGUGACGGCCGCAUUGUACAAUUGGCACUUCCAUCAGAUUGUCUCCGGAGAUGCGAUGGGGAACGUUCACGUCUGGCUCGUCGAGACCGGGCUUCUCGCUUUCAGAUUUGGCAAAGCGCACGGCACCUCUAAGAUAAGCUGUAUGGCUUUCGACGCGUCCGAGCGGCGGCUGUUGACCGGGGCUAACGACGGGACCGUGAAGCUGUGGAACUUUAACAGCGGCAAGGAACUGCGGCUGCUGCUACCUGGGGGCAACGGAGGCGGAGGAAAAGCCGGGAAGAAGAACGAGGAGGGAAACGAGAGGAAUGAGGUGUCCGGCGUUGUGUACUGCAGGGAAGACGGCAAGGGAUCGGAUAACGAGGUUCUCGAUUACGUUGCUACUUGCUCGUGGGACAAGCAGGUGCGAGUUUUCGCCAUGGAGAGCAGUCAAGAGGACAGCCGCAAUCUCGCCGCUCUUCAGCAGCAGCAGCAGAACCGCCACCGGCCCCUCGAAGGAGGAGAGACGGCCAACGCCACGGUUGCGUCUCGGGUGUUCCCGGGAGAGGGUCCGCCCCUGCAUCGUCAUCAUCAGGGUGGUGCUGGCCGACGGAAGGGAGGUAAUAGUGUCGGUGGCUCUAGUCGUAGCGACGGCGAAAACGAAGGUGGCGGCGAUGAAGACACGCAAGACCGAGGUCAAGGACACUCGGCAGACAUCCUUGCCAUCGCUUACUGUGGGCGCCAGCAGGUGGCGACCGCAGGCUUCGAUGGGCGAAUCUUCAUCUGGGGAACAGAGUCCGGCAAACCAAAGUUUUCAAUGAAGCCAUCCGAUCACAACGUCAGCCAGCUGGACGAAGUGUCGUCCAUCGGGGGGCUGACAAGCGUUGCGCGGUGGAUGGCGAGGCAACGGAAGAAGGAUGGCAAGGCGUUGGACAGCGACAGUGUCGAUUCCGGCGGAUACCUGGAUCGCAUGAGGGACCUUUUGGCGGAGGACGUAUCCAUGUGUCACGUGUCGUGGGACGGAAGAGAAUACUUCGCGGAGGAACGUAUGGGCGGCAGCGACGACGGCUCCGGUACAGCACAAGCCGCCAACCACACAAUUGAUCCCGACCCCGAGGGUGGAUCGGCGGCGUCGGCGGACGUAGAUGAGAACGCCGAUACUGCCGUUGCCGAAACAACGGCUCAAGAGGUGUCCGUGGUCUCUGAGGAGGAAGCCAAGGCUAACAGCAGUGGCUCUGUGGAGGCUAAAGGCUCCGCAGCAGGUGGAGGGGCGGCGGACAGUGACCGAAAAGGGCGUGGAGGGGCGUUGUGUCGGCCAGAUCAAACUUCGCCAGUAAAACCACCGCGCGACGAACGAGUAGCGGCAACGGGCGGCGACAACGCCAGUCCUCUCACUUCGCCGGCGGUGCUGCCGCCGUCUUUGGGUGCUGGCGGCGGCGAAGGAAAUUAUUCGUCAUCAACGACGGGUCACGGGGCGAAUAGCUCCAAGGCGGCGUCUGCGACCCACUCGACGGACGGCCCUGCUCCAGCGAGUGGUUCAGCCAGUCUGGGGCCAACAGGGAAAAUCCAAGAAACAGAGUUGCCAGCGGCGAGUGAGAAAGGUCUAGCAAGCGUGGAGAAGCAUUCCAAAGACGGCCGGCAACGGCAGGAGGAAGAGAUGCAGCAGCAGCAGCAAGGAGUCAGGAAAGAAGGGAAGGGUGGGGAGGAGAGCGGCGGUCGCGGUGGUGGUGGUUCACGGUCGAAAGGUGACGGGUCGUCGAAGGCCGUCGCCAUCGCCUCCGCCGCCGGCAAGGAGGCAGACGGCGGGGUGGAUGGGCUGCUCGAGAGCGCCGUGUCUCACACGGUGGACUGCCUGAUAUACAUCACAUGCCACAACGUCCUCUGUUCGGGUACUGCUUCCGGCGAGCUGCACUUGUGGGACGCGUCCACGGGGGCGUUCAUUUUCGGCGUGGCGGCGCGGCACCCGAACAACCCCGGCUUGACCGCCAUGAGCACCAAUGAAGGUCCCGUGGAAAGGGGUGGAGGACUCAACCACGACACGCCCGAAGGCCCGAGUGCCCGCGGCGGCGGUGACAGUCUUGGUGACGGCUUUGGUGUCGGUGCGACUAGGGCACCAUCGGCAGCGGUGCGAUCUACGACGCCGGUUGCUGGCAGCCGUAGCAACCUCAUGCUGUUCACGGCGUGCGAGGAGGGGUUCGUCAAGACUUGGAGGUUGGGAGAUAUCACCGAGCACGUCUACCAGACGGGCAUGCGAGCAAGACCGAAGCCGCCGCGAAAAUCUCGAUCUGGCCGAGGGAGGAAAGGAUCGGCGACUGCGGGAGAGGCAACAGCGCAAGCGUCCCCCUUGGCGGCAGUUCCCCCUGCUAUGGCCGACAGCCCAGGGACUCAGCAGACCACCUCCCUGCUACAGCCUAUGCACCAGUGGCAGGCCCACAAGACAACGGUUACUUCCGUGCAUGGCGCCGACUAUCGCGGGAAGCUAGAUCUCCUUGUCACAGCGGGAGAUGACUGCUACGUCCAUAUGUGGACGAUCGCAGGCGCGCACAUCGGGACCUUCGGCCAGCCAACGGCUUGGUCUCUCGGGAGCCGCGCCACGUGGCGGGAACCCACAGACCAGGCUCUCUGCAGCGCGUACGGGCACGGCGGGGCGGGCAAAGAAGACGACGAGCUUUCGGCCACCACCACAACAGCUUCCGCCGCCACCGCUGCCGCCGGAGAAAAGGAGUCCAAAGCAAAGACGCAUGGAGGGAGCAAACAUUUGCGUCGAACGGUGAGAUAG